Messenger RNA from Macrosiphum euphorbiae (potato aphid), 1245 nucleotides. Lineage: Eukaryota; Metazoa; Arthropoda; Insecta; Hemiptera; Aphididae. The record is from the annotation of a GenBank genome assembly.
AUGGAAGAAAUUGGUAUUGUCUUGCCGGAAAGGGAUGAUAGUCAGGAUGCCAAACCCACUCUCCCUAAUUUGAAUAAUGUUGAGGCAUGUUUAGACAGUUUGGACCAUUAUUCUAGAUACAAGCGCUUACAAAGGUAUUUGGAAUUUUUGACUGUACAAGAAGAAUAUAUUAAAGAUGAACAACGUAAUUUAAAAAAAGAAUACUUACACGCACAAGAAGAAGUGAAACGUAUUCAAAGUGUCCCACUUGUAAUUGGUCAGUUUUUAGAAGCAGUUGACCAAAAUACUGGUAUUGUUGGAAGUACUACUGGAUCAAACUAUUAUGUACGUAUAUUGUCAACAAUCGAUCGAGAAUUGCUUAAACCAUCUGCUAGUGUUGCAUUGCAUAAACAUAGUAAUGCUUUGGUCGAUGUAUUACCACCAGAAGCAGAUUCUUCUAUAUCUAUGCUACAGGCUGAUGAAAAGCCUGAUAUUCAAUACGCUGAUAUUGGAGGUAUGGAUAUGCAAAAACAAGAAAUUCGAGAAGCUGUUGAAUUGCCACUUACACAUUUUGAGCUAUAUAAGCAAAUUGGAAUUGAUCCACCACGCGGUGUCUUAAUGUAUGGACCACCCGGUUGUGGUAAAACUAUGUUAGCUAAAGCUGUGGCUCACCAUACUACUGCUGCUUUUAUUCGUGUAGUUGGUUCAGAGUUUGUCCAAAAAUACUUAGGAGAAGGACCACGUAUGGUACGUGAUGUUUUCCGUUUGGCUAAAGAAAAUUCACCUGCUAUAAUAUUUAUUGAUGAAAUUGAUGCAAUUGCUACUAAACGUUUUGAUGCACAAACUGGAGCUGAUCGUGAAGUACAGCGAAUAUUACUUGAACUUCUUAACCAGAUGGAUGGUUUUGAUCAAACAACUAAUGUUAAAGUUAUAAUGGCUACCAAUCGAGCUGAUACAUUAGAUCCAGCUUUAUUGCGUCCUGGUCGUUUGGACCGAAAAAUUGAGUUUCCAUUGCCUGAUCGUAGACAAAAGCGUUUAGUAUUUUCAACAAUAACAGCCAAGAUGAAUCUCAGCGAAGAAGUUGAUUUAGAAGAUUAUGUGGCCAGACCAGAUAGGAUUUCUGGAGCUGAUAUAAAUGCAAUUUGUCAAGAGGCUGGAAUGCAUGCUGUACGUGAAAAUCGUUACAUUGUGUUACCUAAAGAUUUUGAAAAAGGAUACAAAAACAAUAUCAAAAAGGAUGAAUCAGAACAUGAAUUCUAUAAAUAA